AUGCGCACGUCACACUUUCCAACGCCUGUGGCCAUUUCGAGAUCUCUAUCGCGACAGCUCCAGCUCCAGCUCCCCGACCCGCUAUGGCGGGGCCGUUGUGAGAGACGAUACUCAACAGAUUCAACUCCAGAUGGUUCCGGCCGACAUAAUCAACUAUCCAAAUUGCCAUUUCGAUUUGAAACUGGCAUUGGUUUGUUCGCCAAGCGACCACCGCGGCCGUUCCCUCCGCCGUUUACGUCGCCUCCGUCUGCGUCCUUCUCCGACCCGCUAAGUACCCAUCACAGAAGUCGCGAUCGUCGGGGAGCAUUCGUGAAUGGCGAAAUUAUCAAGGGCUUGACGAAUGGAGAUGAUGCGGUGUAUGCGAGCGAUUUCUUCAUCUGCGCCAACGAUGGAGUCGGGGCCUGGGCGAUGCGACCACGCGGCCAUGCUGGCUUGUGGUCGCGAUUAAUUCUGCAUUUUUGGGUAGCAGCAGUUGAGGAAGACGUCCUCCGAUCCUUAUCCACCGAUAAACCACAUAUGCCUGAUCCUGUGUCCAUGCUCCAGUCAGCCUAUGAAAAGACUCUGGAUGCAACGGUUCCCCUCGACUGGCAAGGGACGACUACAGCUUGCGGUGCUCAACUGCACUACCGGCCCUCGAGCGACGAUUCGACGAAAAAUCCCUCGCCCUUGUUGCUAGUCACAAAUCUUGGGGACUGUCAAGUCAUGGUGCUUCGCCCAAGAAGCAAAGAGGUCAUCUUCAAGACCAAAGAACAGUGGCACUGGUUUGAUUGUCCCAGACAACUUGGGACGAACAGUCCUGACACACCAAAAGACAACGCCGUCGUGGAUACAAUAGACUUAGAAGUCGGAGACGUGGUACUGGCGAUGAGCGAUGGCGUUAUUGAUAAUCUAUGGGAGCAUGAAAUCGUUGAAUCGGUGGUGAAGAGUAUCAACAGCUGGGAGUCAGCAAAGGGAGGAACAGUACAGGAAGACAGGAAGGGAGGUCGAAAUGGUGGCAUUCAAGCUGCAGCAGAUGACCUCGUUGCGGCGGCGAGGGUCAUUGCCAUGGAUCCAUUUGCGGAGAGCCCAUUCAUGGAGCAAGCGAUUGAAGAAGGCCUGGCCAGUGAAGGAGGAAAGUUGGAUGAUAUUAGUGUGGUUGCUGCGUUGUGUAUUGAGAAUAAGUAA
This is a messenger RNA of Pochonia chlamydosporia 170, 1164 nucleotides long. Its product is annotated as rRNA-processing protein UTP23. The coding region runs from base 1 to 1164 and encodes 387 amino acids. Lineage: Eukaryota; Fungi; Ascomycota; Sordariomycetes; Hypocreales; Clavicipitaceae. The record is from RefSeq and is a predicted model, not a curated record. The transcript is spliced from 3 exons.